GCUCCGGAGGGAUCCGGGUCAAGCCUGGGAGGCGCUUCGCGGCGGGGCGGGGAGAGGCGGCCAUCGCGGUCCGGCCAGGAAAGGACGCAGCGGAGCAAGAAGCGCCGCCGCCGGCCCGGGUGCCCGCUGCUGCGGCACGAUGGCGUCACGCAUCCUGCAUCGCCUGCGGCACGCGCUGACUAGGGAGGGCGAGCAGGAGGGCCUCCCUGCCUGCGGCUCUGAAGCGGAAGAGUUCCCGGAGAGUUCCGAGCUGGAGGACGACACGGAGGGUCUCUCCACACGCCUCAGCGGGACGCUGAGCUUCACCAGCAACGAGGAGGAGGAGGCGGAAGGAGGCCCUGGCGGGACCAUGCAGGACUUGGCGGAGGCCUUGGGUCCAGGACUGCUGAGCGAGGCCUCGGAGGACGGAGAGCCUGGGCCCCCCUUGGCCGAGCACCAGGGCAGCAACAUGCUCACCCGGCAGCUGCAGGAGCUCUGGCGGAAAUCGCGGGGCAGCCUCGUGCCCCAGCGCCUCCUCUUCGAGGUGACCAGCACCAACGUGGUCAACGAGCGCAGCUCCAAGUACGUGCUCUACACCAUCUACUUGAUCCGGGCAGGGCAGUUCGACAAGGCCCCCGCCACCAUCGCCCGGCGCUACUCGGACUUUGAGCGGCUGAACCGGCACCUGCGCCGCCGCUUUGGCAGCGACAUGGCUGCCGUCUCUUUCCCGCGGAAGCGGCUGCGGCGCAACUUCACGGCCGAGACGAUCGCCAAGCGCAGCCGGGCCUUCGAGCAGUUCCUCUCCCACCUGCACUCCCUGCCGGAGGUGCGCCGCUCCCCCGAGUUCCUGGAGUUCUUCUUCCUGGACGACCUGCAGGCGGCGCAGCGCUCGACGUGCACGGGCACGUACUGCGAGGCCCUGGCCGGGUGGACCAACGCCCACCGGCUCCAGGACAAGCUGGGCGCCUCCCGCUCCGGCCACUUCCUGCUGACGCUGGCGGGGCUGGCCGUCUGCCACCAGGAGCUGGGCCAGUUGGCCGAAGCCCACGCCUACAGCGAGCAGGCCCUGCGGCUCCUGGGGGCCCAGGACAGCCACCCGCUGCUGGCCCCCUUCCUACUGACCCACGUCCACCUGGCCUGGAUGCUGGGCAAGGACAAGCGGCAGGCGGAAGCCCGGCUGCAAGGCCUCCAGGACACCGGGCUGGCCGGGCCGCAGCCCCCCUCCCUGAAGGAGCUCCUCAUCAAGCACCCGCUGCCCUGAGCCAGGACGGAGGACGGGGGGCAGGCAGGCGGCUCCCGCGGCUUCUCUCGUCGGCAGCCACCUCUGCUGGGGGAGGGGAGGGGGCCGGGGUCUGACCUGGGCUGCUUCCGACAGUGGUUUUUAACACUACUUGAAUGUUUGAGGGGACGAGGAGGGGGCAGCGUCUGCCUCACGGGAUGACACUAACUCCUGCCCGGCACAGGUAGGGAAGCCGUUGGGCAGGUAGGGAAGCCGCUUCUUCCUGCCCCUGCUGCUGGUUUCGGAGGGAGGGGAGUACAACACAGGUGCUGCUGCUGCCAGGGCAGCAACAAAGGGAAAUCGGGAAGAGAGCUGUGCUGGAACUUCCUUUCCCCCAGCAACCCAAGCCCCCAGGAGUAGUGGUUUCACUUUUGCCACCAAAUCCCCCCCCCCCCAAAAAAAUAAUGGGGCCAUAGGAAAGGGUUGGGGCCUACCCUCCUCAUCACUAGAGACCACAGCCUCAUGGGACUCCUCAGUCACUUUAUUGGCCAUAGGAACACUUCACAAGCCCAAUAAAAUAAGUGCUACUAGUGCU
Sphaerodactylus townsendi is the source of this 1793-nucleotide messenger RNA. It is a transcript of the gene SNX21, whose product is annotated as sorting nexin family member 21. Gene Ontology annotation, biological process: protein transport. The coding region runs from base 140 to 1240 and encodes 366 amino acids. Gene Ontology annotation, molecular function: phosphatidylinositol phosphate binding; protein binding. NCBI's taxonomy places the organism in Eukaryota, Metazoa, Chordata, Lepidosauria, Squamata, Sphaerodactylidae. The record is from RefSeq and is a predicted model, not a curated record. The transcript has 4 exons. Gene Ontology annotation, cellular component: early endosome membrane.